Messenger RNA from Plasmodium vivax (malaria parasite P. vivax), 2076 nucleotides. RefSeq lists its product as hypothetical. The coding region runs from base 1 to 2076 and encodes 691 amino acids. Lineage: Eukaryota; Apicomplexa; Aconoidasida; Haemosporida; Plasmodiidae. The transcript is spliced from 2 exons. The record is from RefSeq and is a predicted model, not a curated record.
AUGACAGUGGUGCGCAAGCUGUGCAGCCUGGUGACGGCGCUGUGCCUGCUGGAGCGCGGGGCGUUCGCCGCGGGGGAGGUGAAGGCCAAGCAAGUCACCGUGACGUACACAAACGCAAGCGGAUUUAAAAGCGAACUGAAAAAUUUCCAGUACAUUUUCCUAAACGAAAAUGAAGACAACUACUACGUGAAGACCUCACACAUAGGCGAACUAGAAAUUGGAGACAACUUAUAUUUUUACAAAAGCUUCACAAAAGUGAUCAACUACUUUAAGUACCGCAUCCCCACGAAUAUACACUUCGUUUUUGGGUACAAUGAUGGGGACCUAAUUUUAUUAAAGAACAACAAGAAGGGGAUCAUCAGCAAAAUAAAUUACCUCUUUUAUAGUGAGUCUGGGAUGAAGUACAUGGAUAGGAAGAACGAGUUGUACGUGAAGAAUGAUCCUUUUUAUAUAAAAAAGUUCAGCAACUAUGGGUUUGACGACGACGACUUUGAGGAGGAGGUGGACGAGCCGUUUGAUGACGGCGGGCCCGUGGGCUACGACCGCGGGAUUAGCGAGAAUGACGACUACGAUGAUUACGACGACGACUUUGUGAAGCGCGCCGCGAUAUGCAGCGUGGGCGGUGUUGGCGGUGCUAGCGGCAGAGUUGGCGGUGGCAGCCCCACGUUCAUGCCCAGGAAACUCCUCUGCUACCCCUCCAGGCGGAACAACAACGAGCUGAAGGCGACCUUCCUGAAGAACGAGCAGUACAACAAGCAGUUCGAGCUAAGCCUCAUCUACAUGAGCAAAGAGAACAACCUCCUCCUGAAGAAAAUAGCUAGCUACUUUAACACGCUGGUAAAGCUAGAAUUUGACAAAAAUAAUAUUGCCUACUACAUAUAUAAUAAGACAAUUGCAUGCAAUUUUAAGUACCACAUGCAGCAGCUCCUGAAGAAGAAGUGGAAGAAGCAGCUGGAGGAUAAGUACCUGUCUUAUACGGACGACCAGGUGACGACUAACAAUAGCUUCCUUUACAAUACGACGCCGCAGUAUAAGGACCACCUAGGAGACAACAGCAUCUUGUGGAAGCACACGAAUAAGAAUUUGACUCAGCAAUGCUUCGAAAAAUGCCAUAAGGUUUUUUUCAACGAGAGCGAAUUUAACAACUGCUAUAAGAACGAUAGCUACGUGUAUGAGAUGUCUCUCUUUAAGGACCACUCCAUCAAGCCGCUCAGAAAAGCUCAGGUGAAAAAUCUCUCCUCCCUGGGAAGGUACAUUGCUAUGUAUUACCACGGUAAUGACUACGUAUCCAUUCUGAAAGACUUUACAACGUAUGUGUACUUCCGAGUGAAGAACGUGCUAGAUUUGGUUCUCUUUCAAGAUGAGGAAAACGAAGUUGGGUUCUACUACAUAUCCUUUGACAAAGGGAAACAGCUCGUUCACCUCUUCAGGUGUGGACUCAAUUCAUACCAAGUGAAUUGCAAACAAAUUUCUUUCAUUCCUUAUGAGCACGUUGCAUCUGAUAUCGAACCCAAGGUGUAUCUCUCGACGGUGCAAAGUGAUGAUAUGUGCACCGUUUUUAUAAGCACCAAGACGAAGCUUUGGAAGUUAUACAAGGAUAAGGAUGGAAGUUAUAAUAGAAAAAUUAUAGAUUCGGUGAAGAACACCAGUGAGGAGUACCUGGGCCACAUUAACUGCUACAUCGUUGAGACGACCUACGAACGGAAGCUGCUCUACAAGUAUUUGAAGAAUAUCUCAAAUGUAGAGGAGAACAUCGUCGCUUGCUCCUACUUUAAGCACUUUACCCAUUUUGACAACUCCCUGCUGAUCUCCUUCAUCGAGAAUAGCCACUUCAUCCAGCGUACCUACCACGUGGUUCGGGACAAGGACUUCAUCAUCUCCAGCGGAAGGACCAAGCUCACCAUACAAGUCAACGAGCUCUUCGACAUCUGCAUGCUCUUCUUCAUCAUCCUCUGCGUCAUCCUCAGCGUCUACACCAUAGUGCGGGUGCUAUUCUCCAACAAAACGAAGGUGGGCAAGAUGAAGCACCACUUCUUCGAUGACACGAAGAAUAGCUGCCCGUCGACGGUUGACUAG